Messenger RNA from Aureobasidium pullulans EXF-150, 219 nucleotides. RefSeq lists its product as uncharacterized. Gene Ontology annotation, biological process: mitochondrial respiratory chain complex IV assembly. The transcript is spliced from 2 exons. The annotation marks the transcript as partial. Gene Ontology annotation, cellular component: mitochondrial intermembrane space. The record is from RefSeq and is a predicted model, not a curated record. Lineage: Eukaryota; Fungi; Ascomycota; Dothideomycetes; Dothideales; Saccotheciaceae. Gene Ontology annotation, molecular function: copper chaperone activity; copper ion binding.
UCUUCCACAGUCGUAAGCACCAACAACCUCGCUGCCGACCUCAAGCCCCAAGGCGAAGCCGCCGCAAAGGUCAAGCCAUGCUGUGUCUGCAAGGAUGAGAAGGCUGCCCGCGACGAAUGCAUGCUCUUCUCCAACGCCGCCGACCCGCAAGCCGACUGCCAGAACAUGAUUCAGAAGUACAGAGCUUGCAUGCAGGGCUACGGCUUCAACUUGCCAUAA